This is a messenger RNA of Physcomitrium patens, 1839 nucleotides long. Its product is annotated as putative choline kinase 2. Gene Ontology annotation, biological process: phosphatidylcholine biosynthetic process; phosphatidylethanolamine biosynthetic process. Gene Ontology annotation, cellular component: cytoplasm. Gene Ontology annotation, molecular function: choline kinase activity; ethanolamine kinase activity. NCBI's taxonomy places the organism in Eukaryota, Viridiplantae, Streptophyta, Bryopsida, Funariales, Funariaceae. The record is from RefSeq and is a predicted model, not a curated record.
UAGAAAAGAGGGGAGAGGGGUGGGUUGGCUUUAUAGCGGUGCGCCUGAAUAGGUCGAAGGUUGGAUCGUCGCUGGUUGCCUCGUAUUGCCGUUGCCUAUUGCCGAGUGCUUCUCGCGACGACUGACAUCCAUCUGCGAGUUUUCGGACACCGUGAUUCCAUACAUCAUCUGCUCAGACCAUGCUGUGGUGCUUUUUGGGGGUGGGUGCAUUAGAUAUGCAGUGACACACGUCUAGGUUUGCGGAACGGUUUCCACGGGCCUCGUUGGUGGAAUUCGGUGUUGCAGAGACGACAUGCGAAGGGCCGCUUUGUUGUCGUUGUUGUUGUUGUUGUUGUUGUUGCGUUGUUCCGGAUCAGUCGAGAGCGUCGGUGGAGGACCGCAGGGAGAGCCUGACUGAGAUCGGGUGUGAGUGGGUGAGUGGCGUUGCGAGGGUGGCAAUUUGGCAGGUUGGUUAGAUCACAAGUCGAAAACGAGAUCACAUUCACGAGGAAGGCGGGAUGGUGCUCGUUGAUACAGUUUCACAGAGUUCUUUCCACACCACGACGAAGCCAUGUACUGUAGAGAGUUGGCUGACUGGGACAGAGCCUGCGGAAAACGAUACGGCCGAUGCAUCGUUGGUGAAACAAACGUCAAUUGAGUUACCCGUCGAAGCCUACAAAGAGCUUCACAAGUUGGCUGGAAAAUGGAUGGACAUCUUGGAUCCCAAAGAUCUUACGUUGACACGGCUCAAGGGUGCCAUGACAAACCAUGUUUAUCAAUGCCAUUGGGAAAGAGACAAUGGCCACCCACCUCGCAAGGUUCUUGUGCGGGUGUACGGGGAAGGUUCAAGCAUGUUUUUUGACAGGAAUGACGAGGUAAUGACUUUCGAGCGGAUGUCGCUGAAAGAUCAGGGCCCACAUCUGUUAGGCCGGUUUCCCAACGGUCGAGUUGAGGAAUUCUUGCGAGCACGGACACUUACGAAGCAAGACUUACGUGAUCCAGAGAUUUCGAAAAAAAUUGCUGUGAAGCUGCAGGAGUUCCACAAGCUUGAUAUACCAGGGCCACGGAAAGCAAAGCUGUGGGAACGCCUCAGGGAUUGGUUGGUGAAGAUUUUGGAGCAUCCCGACACCAGUGAUGAGGAUUUUGGGCUGAAUAAAUUGGAUGAUGAAAUCAAUGAUCUGCAACGUCGACUGAUGAAGCCUGAUACUCGAAUCGGAUUCUGCCACAACGAUUUGCAAUAUGGCAAUAUCAUGGUUUCAGAGAAAGAUGACUCCGUCACACUCAUAGAUUACGAGUACGCCAGUUACAACCCCGUAGCAUUUGACAUUGCUAACCAUUUCUGUGAGAUGACUGCCGAUUACCACUCUGAUGAGCCGCAUUUGUUAAACCAAGAGAGUUUCCCUGACUAUGAAGAGCGGAGCCAAUUCUGCCGUGCAUAUCUAGAAGCUUCAGGGGAUUCAGUAUCUCAGGAAGAUGUGCGGAAACUUAUUAAGGAAGUGGACGAGUUCGUACUUGCAAGCCACCUGCACUGGGCUCUUUGGGGCUUAUUGUCGGCUGCACAUCAAGACGUGGAAUUCGACUUCUUGAGAUAUUCUCAGCAGCGAUUUUCAGAAUACUUUAAAUUGAAACGUGAGUUAUUUGGGAGCAGGUAGAUCUUACAAACGUGGAUAUGUCUACUGCAAGAUGAAAGUUGUUGAUUGAACUCCAUAUGGUUUGAUAGCACUUAUGUAUAGUAGAAUGUUUUAGACCACUCUGGUAGGCUAGUUUAGAAGGAACACAUGCAUUCUAUUGAGUCCUUACAUCCAAAUGUGCAGAUUAUUUGACAUAUCAUUUACCUAAAACUUCUUCCAUUUCUUGGUA